CUCCCGCUGCAAUCAAAAGCAACAACUUCAGUGAUAUUUAUCUUCCUGGUCCUGUCUGACCUUCAACAUCUAUUUUCUACUGCAUAAACCUUGUCCCUCUCAUUCUGAUUCUGACUGUGCAUACGCAUACGCAUAUUCCCAAGCCUUUACCUCUUUUCGUUCCAAUUGCUCCAUCACCAUGGCCCCAAUUUCCCUCUGUGAUGGCAGCAGCAGCAGCAGCGACGCCAACAAUCCCCUUACAUCCACUCCCACUCAGAGCCUGCUUCCUCUCGUCGAGCAGAUCAGACAGGCGGUAAUGCAAGAAGAGAGUGCCGACCGAAACCCCAACGCGCACUUCCAGCUCCUGGGUCUAAUCGACGACCUCAAGCGAGCAGUCGAGAGCCCAACCGAGACGCUGCUACGGUUAAUCUACCAGCCCCCGCAAAACGCCGCCCUCCGCACCGUCAUGGAUAUGGGCAUCUUCCCAUUACUGAUGGAGCACAGCAAGGGGCUAUCGGCGAGCGAAUUGGCUGAGCACACCGGGGCCGAGAGAGCGUUAAUCGUCCGCCUCAUGCGUCUCAUGGCCUCUCUGGGCCUCUGCAUGAACCCCACGCCGGAAUUCUACCGCGCGAAUGCGAAGACCGCCGCCUUGACCCAACCGAUUGGGCGGGAUGGGAUUCCUUGCAUAUACGACCUCACCCUCGCCACCCUCACCAAACUCCCCGCCUACUUCCACGAGCACGCCUACACCACCCCCAAGGAAUACUCCACCAGCCCGAUGAAUUACGCUGUCGGGAUGGGCCAAUUCGAAUGGCUGGCCGCGCACAAACCGCGCCAGACGCGAUUUAACUCGUACAUGGCGAGUCGACGGCAGGGGAAGCCAGAGUGGUUUGAGAUUUAUCCCGUGGAGCGGCUUACUACCAGCACCACCACCACCAGCCCGCUCAAACAAACCCCGGAGGCAGUCUUCAUCGUCGACGUAGGCGGCAACCAGGGCCACGAUCUACUCAAAUUCCAAGAGCGGUACCCCCCGGACCAGAUCCCAGGGCGUCGGGUGCUCCAGGAUUUGCCCAAGGUGGUCAAGUGGGAUGUGGGGAGGGGGAUUGAGGCGAUGGGGUGUAGUUUUCUGGAAGAGCAGAUGGUCAAAGGCGCACGAAUCUACUACUUCCGCGCCAUCUUCCACGACUGGCCUGACAGCACCUGCCAAACCAUCUUAUCCCGCACCGUCGCGGCGAUGGAACCGGGGUACUCGCGCGUGCUGAUUAUGGACAUGGUGCUGCCCGACACCAACGUCCCGCUGCUCCAGGCCUCGCUGGAUAUCCAGAUGAUGAGCAUCGGGGCGGGGGUGGAGCGGUCGGAGCGGCAGUGGCGGGCGUUGUUGGGACAGGCCGGGUUGGAGGUGACGGGGAUUUGGAAUCGGCAUCCGGGGAUGGAGUCGGUCAUUGAGGCUACUAGGGUUGCUUAG
Messenger RNA from Aspergillus saccharolyticus JOP 1030-1, 1444 nucleotides. Its product is annotated as S-adenosyl-L-methionine-dependent methyltransferase. The record is from RefSeq and is a predicted model, not a curated record. Gene Ontology annotation, molecular function: O-methyltransferase activity. Lineage: Eukaryota; Fungi; Ascomycota; Eurotiomycetes; Eurotiales; Aspergillaceae. The coding region runs from base 179 to 1444 and encodes 421 amino acids. The transcript is spliced from 5 exons.